This is a messenger RNA of Dissoconium aciculare CBS 342.82, 1380 nucleotides long. RefSeq names its product glycoside hydrolase family 72 protein. The transcript is spliced from 2 exons. Lineage: Eukaryota; Fungi; Ascomycota; Dothideomycetes; Mycosphaerellales; Dissoconiaceae. The record is from RefSeq and is a predicted model, not a curated record. Gene Ontology annotation, cellular component: cytoplasm; fungal-type cell wall. Gene Ontology annotation, molecular function: 1,3-beta-glucanosyltransferase activity. The coding region runs from base 1 to 1380 and encodes 459 amino acids. Gene Ontology annotation, biological process: fungal-type cell wall (1->3)-beta-D-glucan biosynthetic process.
AUGAAGGUUACUCUGGCCGUAUUCACCGCCGCGGCGACCAUCGCCCAGGCUGUCGCCACUCCCGCACAGUUGACCGCACGCGCUGGUAGCGUGCCCGUCGUCACUGUCAAGGGCAAUGCUUUCUUCGCCGGUGGCUCCCGAUUCUACAUCCGUGGUGUCGACUACCAACCUGGUGGCUCUUCCGACGCCAAGGACCCUAUCGCCGACGUCGCUGGUUGCAAGCGUGACAUCGUCGAGUUCAAAAAGCUAGGGAUCAACACCAUUCGUGUGUACACUGUCGACAACACCGCCAACCACGAUGAGUGUAUGUCUGCGCUUGCGGCCGCCGGUAUCUACCUCGCCCUGGAUGUCAACACCCCGAAAUACUCGAUCAACCGUGCCAACCCGGCUCCGUCAUACAACGAGGUGUACCUCCAGAGCAUCUUCGCCACCAUCGAUGCUUUCUCCAAAUACGACAACACUCUCCUCUUCUUCUCCGGAAACGAGGUCAUCAACGACGACAAGACCACCAACUGUGCGCCCUUCGUCAAGGCCACCACCCGUGACAUGCGCCAGUACAUUGCCAACCGUGGAUACCGUGCCAUCCCGGUCGGUUACUCGGCUGCCGAUGUCGAGGAGAACCGCUUCGAAAUGGCCCAAUACAUGAACUGCGGUACCUCGGACGAGCGCAGUGACUUCUACGCCUUCAACGACUACUCGUGGUGUGACCAGUCCUCCUUCACGACCGCCGGCUGGGACCAGAAGGUGAAGAAGUUCAAGGACUACAGCAUCCCCAUCUUCUUGUCGGAGUACGGCUGCAACAAGAACGCCCGUACCUUUGGCGCCGUCGAUUCCCUCUACAGCAGCGACAUGACCAGCGUCUACUCCGGUGGUCUGGUCUACGAGUACUCUCAGGAGGAGAGCAAGUACGGUCUGGUCCAGAUCAAUAGCGACAACACCAUCGAGGAGUUCUCCGACUUCAAGAACCUCAUGUCCGCCUUCUCCAAGACCAAGAACCCCAGCGGCGACGGCGGCUACAACGCCAAGGGCGACGCCUCCAAGUGCCCCGACGCCUCCAAGAACUGGCAACUCGGCAAAUUCGCCGGAAACGCCCUCCCGGCCAUACCCAGCAGCGCCAAAGAGUACAUGAUCAAGGGCGCCGGCACCGGCCCCGGCCUCGCCGGCGACGGUAGCCAGAAUUCCGGCCCUGAGGAUGUCGCUACCGCCACUUCUGGUUCCGGAGCUGCCACCCGUUCUCCCGGCACGUCCACCAACACUGCCAGCCCGACGAGCAACGCGGCCGUCACCAUCGGCCGCAACGCCGAAUCGAUUAGCUUCGCGCCUUUCAUCGUCUCCGGCGCCGUCUUCUUUAGCGCGCUCUUCGGCGCCGUGCUGAUGUAG